AUGUCUGAAGCAACAGCCCCAGCCUCGCAAAGAUCAAUUCUCGAAAAGUCAAGGCUCUCCAAAACGCACGAACUCCUCACGUGCACCAUCAAGACACCGCCGUUCUCAUACAUCCAUCUGGAGCUCUUGACGAACCCUCCUGAGGCGGCCGCCGCCGUCGAGCUCGACAACCUCCAAGUCAAGUCGUACUGCACGGCUGCUCUGCGCCAGUUUCUCGGGCUGACGGGCACCGCGAUCCCGCUCGACGUGCUCAAGGUCGAGGCCUCGGAGUGCUGGAUCCGGGUUCCUCGAGAUGACCUGGGGGCCUUUGCCGCCGCGCUGACGGCCUGGAAGGGCUCCAGCGAUGGAGGCGUCGACUUCCUCUUGCGGGUCAAGCAGUGCUCUGACUGGCUUGGCGCAAUGGUUGGGAGCCAUGGACAAGAUGAGCUGUGGAACAAUUGA
Molecule: messenger RNA, 441 nt
Organism: Trichoderma reesei QM6a
Lineage: Eukaryota; Fungi; Ascomycota; Sordariomycetes; Hypocreales; Hypocreaceae
Exons: 1
Coding region: 1-441 (146 amino acids)
Biological process (GO): intronic box C/D snoRNA processing; tRNA processing; nuclear-transcribed mRNA catabolic process, RNase MRP-dependent
Cellular component (GO): nucleolar ribonuclease P complex; ribonuclease MRP complex
Molecular function (GO): ribonuclease MRP activity
Source: RefSeq, a predicted model, not a curated record